AUGGCCCUGGGCCGCGCGUGCCUGUCGGCCGGCGACCCGGGGCACCGGGGGGCCCGGCGCGCUGCCCACGGCGACCUCGGCCCCGCGGCGCUGGCGUCCGGAGACGUCUUCCUCGUCGCCAGGCCCCAGGCGGCCCCUCCAGCGCCCGCUCCCCGGCAGCCGCGGCCCAGCGCGCGGACCGAGGGCCGGCGGGGCCCGACGCGCGUCCCGAAGGGCAGGCACCGCCCGGCCCGCUCCUCCCCGUACCCGAGGCGCGCGCGGCGGCGGCGCCUGCAGGGGCCCCUCCGCCCCCGGUGAGCGUGUGAACGAGGCCGCCCCCGAAGGCCCUCGGCGCCGCGACGGCGGGCUCUGGAGAGGCGCGCGGGGGUCCCGCUGGUCAGCCUGGCGCGAAGGGCGGUCUCCCUUUCGCUUAGUCCGGAUGGUUUUAAGCGGCGGGAACGAUGAGCUCGGGAAGGAGGUGAAAGGUCAAGCCGGGUUACCGGGACCGCCCGCCCCGGAGGUCAUGGGUCCUUGGCCGCCCUUCGUGCGCUGCGCUCCGGCGAGGGGUGCGCGGUGUCCGCUGUGCCCGAGCCUGGCGGACCUCCCUGGGGACCGGGCCGGGGCUUCCUGAGCUGCGUACCUCUGUCCCGGACGAUCCCUUUGCCGUUGCUCCCGUGGGUGGGCAGGAAACGCGUUUACCGCCCUGGCUUACCCGCCCCACGGCCCAACUCUUACGCAUCUUGCCCCCAACUCCCUUUUCCAUCUCCUCUGCUUCUCUUCAGGAAUAUCCACAAACCCACCACAACAAAGCGGAAAAAUAAACCUGGCUGCUCUUUGAAACUAGUAAACCCAUUUACGUGUC
Messenger RNA from Manis pentadactyla (Chinese pangolin), 841 nucleotides. RefSeq names its product chromosome 13 C11orf71 homolog (gene C13H11orf71). The record is from RefSeq and is a predicted model, not a curated record. Bases 1 to 297 code for a protein of 98 amino acids. Gene Ontology annotation, cellular component: nucleus. NCBI's taxonomy places the organism in Eukaryota, Metazoa, Chordata, Mammalia, Pholidota, Manidae. The transcript has a single exon.